AUGGGUGGAAAGGUUGCUAUGCAUCUCUCUUCUACCAUGGAAUCCAUUCCUCCUCGAGAAUCUUUUCCAAAACUCCAAGCCCUCAUACUUCUUGCGCCUGCUCCUCCUACGCCUCUGAUUCUUCCCGAGGAAAUGACAAAGCAGCAGUUGACAGCCUAUGAUAGCAUUGAAGCUGCUACUUUCGUCAUUGCUCAUGUUCAGUCCUCUUCACCUCUUUCUGAACAUGUGGUUAGUAGUUUAGCUACGAAUGCGCUAGCUGGCAACCAGGAUGCGAAAGCAGCAUGGCCGAAAUAUGGGAUGCAAGAGAAUACAUUGAAAGAGGCGAGGAACAUCGCUUUGCCGACGUAG
This is a messenger RNA of Botrytis porri, 348 nucleotides long. RefSeq lists its product as uncharacterized. Bases 1 to 348 code for a protein of 115 amino acids. The transcript has a single exon. NCBI's taxonomy places the organism in Eukaryota, Fungi, Ascomycota, Leotiomycetes, Helotiales, Sclerotiniaceae. The record is from RefSeq and is a predicted model, not a curated record.